UUCGUUUUAUGCGUAAAUGAUUUUUUUUUUUUCUAUAUGUUGAAUUUAGUUUAUGUACUAUAGCUCUACUAGAUUAUGUACUAUAACUUUACUGAAUUUAAAUGGAUUCAGUUAUUAAAGAAGGUUAUCUAUAUAAGUGUGGCAAAAAAUCUUAUCAGGCUCGUAGGAAAAGAUGGUUUAUUGUAACUACAUCAUCUUUAAAGUACUAUAGCCCAGGAGCUGUUAUUAAGGAAUUGGAUCUGCUUGGAACAAUCGCUUUGACAGAAAUUAUCGCUGUGACAUCUUCAAAUAAAACAAAGCAUGGCUUUGAUGUUAUUACACCAACCCGUACUUAUUAUUUGAUUGCUAAGACAGAUUCUGAAAGAGACGAUUGGAUAAUUACAUUGCAAAAAGCUUAUCAGUCUAAAAGAAGUGAAUUGUCUGGUGUUUUUAAUCCCAUCUGUACUCAGCCUGGUUUAAGCACAAACGAAAAAUCAACCGAGUGUGCUAAUUCAUUUACUGAGGGAAAAAAGUUUCGAUCGUGCACAUUUGAUAAUACAAAUGAAAGUGAAGUUAUUACGAAGCUCAGAUCAAUCUCCAUGAGGGAGUCAGACUUUUUUAAUGAAACCGUCAGCGCUAGUAAUCAAAACUCACCCUUAAAAACUGCAGAAAGUAUUGAUUCUAGCGACACAAAUAAAGGAAUUUAUGAAGAAAUAGAUUUUUACUCUUCUGAUAACGAUGACGAGGAUGAUUAUGAGGUGCAACGUACUGAGGAAUUUAAACUACCUGACCCUAGAGAGGGCAAUUCAUAUGCAUUUAAUCUUAUUAGGGAGCUAUUAAAAAAUGACUUUGAAGAAAAGCAAGAUAUAAUUGAAGAAAACCAUGAUAUAAUUCAAGAAACAAGUAAUAGAAAUGAUAGUGCAAUAACGUUAUUAAAAGCAUUUAUUACUCAGCAUAGUAAUACUUAGAUAUUAACAUCGUCAUAGUUGCUCUUAGAUAUCAACGUCGUCAUAGUAUUACUUAGAUUUUACCGUCGUCAUAGUAAUCAUUAGCGUCGAUUAGUUUGUGUCAUUUUUUAAAAAUCUAUUUCUUGUAAUUUUUUUUUAAAUGAUAAUUUUAUAAAAUUA
Hydra vulgaris (swiftwater hydra) is the source of this 1106-nucleotide messenger RNA. RefSeq names its product arf-GAP with ANK repeat and PH domain-containing protein cnt-1. Lineage: Eukaryota; Metazoa; Cnidaria; Hydrozoa; Anthoathecata; Hydridae. The record is from RefSeq and is a predicted model, not a curated record.